This is a messenger RNA of Trifolium pratense (red clover), 345 nucleotides long. Its product is annotated as cysteine proteinase inhibitor 5-like. Bases 1 to 345 code for a protein of 114 amino acids. NCBI's taxonomy places the organism in Eukaryota, Viridiplantae, Streptophyta, Magnoliopsida, Fabales, Fabaceae. The record is from RefSeq and is a predicted model, not a curated record. Gene Ontology annotation, molecular function: cysteine-type endopeptidase inhibitor activity. The transcript has a single exon.
AUGAAAUUUCAAUCCCUUAUUUUUAUCUUGGUCAUUCUGUUUGCCUUAGUGGCCACAAAUCAAGCUAUAUCAACAAGUGGUUCACGUCCCAUCAACAUCAACGAUCCACAUGUGAUCGAAAUCGCUAAUUUUGCUGUUACGGAGUACAAUAAGAAAAAUAACGAGGCGAAAUUGAAGUUCGAGAAAGUCAUCAAUGGUAUAUCCACAACUAUUAAUGAUGAGACCAGCUACCGUCUGACCCUUGCAGCUAACAAUGGAUCAUCUUCUAACAAUUAUGCAGUCAAUGUGUUGGAGAAGCCAUCAAAGAACUACACCCUCACAUUCUUUGCACUUAUUCAAGCGUAA